AUUUACCAGCAGAUUGUUCUUCAUUAUUGUCUAACUAUCAAGACUCAUCACUCCAUCCAUACUAAGCUUUCUUCUCAUGACUGUGUCAGCAUCCUUCAGCUACGAUGUGUUCCUCAGCUUCAGAGGCUCUGAUACUCGCUACGGUUUUACUGGCAAUCUCUAUAAUGCUCUAAGUGAUAGGGGAAUCCAUACCUUCAUUGAUGAAGAGGAGCUUCAAAGAGGUGAUGAAAUUAGACCGGCACUUGUUGAGGCCAUUAAACAGUCUAGGAUGGCCAUCCUUGUGUUCUCUAAGAACUAUGCAUCUUCUUCGUUUUGCUUAGAUGAACUUGUUAAAAUCAUGGAGUGUGUUAAGGCAAAGGGUCGGUUGAUUUUUCCCAUUUUUUAUGAUGUGGAUCCUUGUCAUGUGCGGCAUCAGUCUGGGAGUUAUGGAGAAGCGUUGGCUAUGCACGAGGAAAGGUUCACAAGUAGCAAGGAAAACCUCAAGGAGAACAUGGAGAGGUUGCAGAAAUGGAAGAUGGCUCUUAACCAAGCAGCUGAUGUGUCUGGCAAGCAUUACAAACUUGGAAAUGAAUAUGAACAUGAGUUUAUUGGGAAGAUAGUUAAAGAGAUCUCCAACAAGAUUAACCGUACACCUUUACAUGUUGCGGAUUACCCUGUUGGGCUGGAGUCUCGAGUACAAACAGUAAAGUCACUUCUGGAAUUUGAAUCUGAUACUGGAGUACACAUUGUAGGGAUUUAUGGAAUAGGCGGCAUGGGCAAAACAACACUUGCUCGAGCAGUUUAUAAUUCAAUUGCAGACCAAUUUAAAGGUUUAUGUUUUCUUGAUGAUGUGAGAGAAAAUGCUACUAAACACGGGUUAAUACAUCUCCAAGAGAUGCUUCUUUCUGAAAUAGUUGGAGAGAAGGAUAUUAAGAUAGGAAGUGUUAGUAAAGGAAUUUCAAUAAUAAAGCACAGGCUCCAGCGAAAGAAGAUUCUUUUAAUUCUUGAUGAUGUUGACAAACUAGAACAACUGCGGGCAACUGUUGGAGGGCCUAAUUGGUUUGGUUCUGGCAGUAGAGUCAUCGUAACUACUCGGGACAAACAUUUGCUUGCAAGUCAUGGGGUUGAUAGAAAAUAUGAGGUAGAGGAUUUAAAUGAGGAAGAAUCACUUGAAUUGCUUUGUUGGAAUGCUUUUAAAGAUGACAAAGUUGAUCCAUGUUACAAGGACAUUUCAAGCCAAGCAGUGGCUUAUGCUUCUGGCCUUCCACUAGCUUUGGAAGUUGUAGGUUCUCUAUUGUUUGGGAAAGGCAUAAAAGAAUGGGAAUCUGCGUUAGAACAGUAUAAAAAAAUUCCUAAUAAAAGGAUCCAAGAUAUACUUAAGGUAAGCUAUAAUGCUUUGGAAGAAGAUCAGCAGAAAAUUUUUCUCGACAUCGCUUGUUGCUUGAAAGGAUAUGAAUUGGCAGAGGUUGAAGAUAUACUUUGUGCUCAUUAUGGUGUUUGCAUGAAAUAUGGCAUAGGAGUGUUGGUUGACAAAUCUCUCAUAAAAAUUAAGAAUGGCCGUGUGACACUUCAUGAAUUGAUAGAGGUUAUGGGUAAAGAAAUUGAUCGACAAGAAUCACCGAAAGAGCUUGGAAAACACAGGAGGCUAUGGUUCCAUAAAGAUAUAAUUCAAGUUUUAGCAGAAAAUACAGGGACUAGUGAGAUUGAAAUAAUCUCUUUGGAUUUCCCCUUAUUUGAAGAAGACGAAGAAGCAUAUGUAGAAUGGGAUGGAGAGGCCUUCAAGAAGAUGGAAAACCUCAAAACAUUAAUUAUUAGAAAUUCUCAUUUUUCAAAAGGUCCCACACAUCUUCCAAAUAGUUUAAGAGUAUUAGAAUGGUGGACUUACCCAUUACAGGAUUUACCAACCGAUUUUCAUUCAAACAAACUUGCCAUAUGCAAAUUACCCAGAAGUUGUUUUACAUCACUUGAGUUAUCUGGCAUAUCGAAGAAGUUCAUGAAUCUCACAGUUUUAAAUUUUGACGGGACUGAAUGUUUAACCCAGAUACCUGACAUAUCCAGUCUCCAGAAUUUAGUAAAAUUGACAUUUGAAUGUUGUGAGAAUUUAGUUGCAAUUCAUGAUUCGGUCGGUUUUCUAGAUAAACUUAAAAUCUUGAGUGCUUUUGGUUGCGGCAAGCUUAUGAGUUUUCCACCCAUCAAGUUAAUCUCUCUUGAACAACUUGAUCUUUCAUCUUGUUCAAGUCUUGAGAGUUUUCCAGAAAUUUUAGGAAAGAUGGAAAAUAUAACACAGCUUGAGUUGAAGUACACUCCUUUAAAAGAAUUCCCAUUUUCAUUCAGAAAUCUUGCUCGACUUCGAGAUUUAGUGCUGGUUGACUGUGGAAAUGUUCAGCUACCGAUUAGCAUUGUCAUGUUGCCAGAACUGGCUCAGAUUUUUGCUCUGGGAUGCAAAGGGUUGCUAUUGCCAAAACAAGACAAGGAUGAAGAAGAAGUGAGCUCAAUGUCUUCAAAUGUAAACUGUCUUUGUCUCUCAGGCUGCAAUCUAUCAGAUGAAUAUUUUCCCAUGGUUUUAGCAUGGUUUAGUAAUGUGAAAGAGUUAGAGCUAUCGUGCAAUAACUUCACAUUUCUUCCUGAAUGCAUCAAAGAAUGUCACUCUUUAAUAUUACUUAAUUUGGAUAAUUGUGAGCAUCUUCAAGAAAUUAGAGGGAUUCCACCAAAUUUAGAAUAUUUCUCGGCUGGAAAUUGCAAAUCCUUGAGUUUCUGCUGUACAGCCAUGUUAUUGAAUCAGGAGCUACAUGAGACUGGAAACACCAUGUUUUGUUUGCCGGGAACAAGGAGUCCAGAGUGGUUUGAGCAACAAAGUAUAGGUCCAUCAUUAUCUUUCUGGUUUCGUAACAAGUUCCCUGUCAUGGAUCUCUGUUUUGUUAUUGGACCAAUGGGUAAGGACUCUAUUUUGUUUAGACCCAUCAUGACCAUCAAUGGCAACACAAUGGAGACACAGUUAACUGAAAAGAGGUGUUGUUUAGACUUCCGAGCAUUAGAUUAUCAUAUACUUAUCAUUGGUACAAAAUACAUGAAGUUCGGAGAGUGUCUAGAUAAACCUCUCACAAAAAAUGAAUGGAAUCAUGUGGUGGUUUCCAUUGGUAUUGAACCAACCCCUAAGGAUGUGAUUGUCAAGCAAACUGGACUCCAUGUAAUCAAACCAGAAAGUAGCAUGGAUGAUGUCCAAUUCACCAAUCCUUAUAAGCAACCAUCCUUUAAAGAGAAGCAAAGAUUGGUGGACAUAGUUGAUUGUCAUAGACAAUUUAUGCAGCAGCAAACCACUUUGGUUUCAUUAAAACCACAUGUGAGACAGGGCGGAGAGUCAUUUUCAUUGCUUCCACCUCAAGCAUGCAAAAAUAAUAUGAAUUGGGAUUCAAAUUCAACUGGAAUAACUAGCACUUCCAGUGUCCAGGGUUAUGAAAUUGCAUUACAAAAUUUACGGUUGGACAUGGGAGUUUUACAAUUUGUGCAGCAGCGAAAAAGAUUGGCUAUAUUAGGUUUAUCGCAACAACGCCGAAUGGCUUCAUUGGAUUUACAGCAGCGGCGGGGCAGAGAAAUGGUUUCCUUGCUUUCUUCUCCAUCAUUGGAGUUGAUGGUAUCAUGGCAGAGGAGAUGCAUCACCAGUGUCCAAGGUUUGCAAGAGCAACAUUUACCUUCCACCAUCAAACAAAACUUUGAAGGCUGUAAUGGCAUAUAUGAAGCCAAAGUGAGUGAAAUGGUAGAAUGUAACAGCAAUGAUGGAAACGACAAUGACAGAACCUCCUCACCGGUGGAGCAAUUACCAAUGGCAAAGGAGGAUCGUGUUCCUAGCAAGAAAUACCAACAUGUCUCGAAUAUGGCUUGGGAUCCAAUGGAAUUAGAAUAUCUUGUGCAUAUCCAGAAGAUCAAUUUGUCUCAAACGACACAAACUCUGUAAUGUAAGUGAUAAGGGUUCCCAUGUGAUGGGAUCUGAAUCUAAUCAGAGAAGUACCAAUUAGCGAUUCUGCUUGUGUGCUAUAAUCCUCUUAGUUACGAUAAUCUGUUUCUUCCUUAUUAUUGGAACUGAUUUAUUGUUAUGUUGAAAGUAAGGCCUAUUCCUGUUCUUCUGCAAGUUAUAGCUUGGUAAUUGUUGCGUUUUAUCAAAGCUCGGAAAGAUGAAUGCAAAAUUAAUGGCUAUGA
Molecule: messenger RNA, 4173 nt
Organism: Glycine soja
Lineage: Eukaryota; Viridiplantae; Streptophyta; Magnoliopsida; Fabales; Fabaceae
Product: TMV resistance protein N-like
Exons: 8
Coding region: 77-3931 (1284 amino acids)
Biological process (GO): signal transduction; defense response
Molecular function (GO): ATP hydrolysis activity; ADP binding
Source: RefSeq, a predicted model, not a curated record